AUGGAGAUGCGGAUGUUGAGGUGGACGAUAGGUGUAACGCUAAAAGAGAAAGUAUCCAACGACACUGUACGUUCCAUCUUCGGCGUCGUCCCGAUAACUGAGAAGAUGGAGGAGGCGCGACUGAGAUGGUUUGGUCACGUCUUGCGGCGGGAGGAAGAUUCUGUUGCCAAAACCGCUUUCAGGCUCGACGUUUCAGGAGUGAGGCCGCGUGGGAGGCCAAAGAUUCGCUGGUUAGACCGUGUGAAGCUGGAUAUGAUAGAUGCACGUUUGUGUACGGCUGAUGCAAUAGAUAGAACCAAAUGGAAGACAAGAAGCAGAAAAGCGGACCCUGCAACAACGCGGGACAAAAUAAAUUAA
Molecule: messenger RNA, 357 nt
Organism: Necator americanus (New World hookworm)
Lineage: Eukaryota; Metazoa; Nematoda; Chromadorea; Rhabditida; Ancylostomatidae
Exons: 1
Coding region: 1-357 (118 amino acids)
Source: RefSeq, a predicted model, not a curated record